AUGUUACCGAAAACAGUGCUAUCAUUCAUCGUACUCACCACAAGUGGUGCGGCUGCAUCAUCAGCAUGCAAAGGAAAGCAUGUUCGGAUCCAGCCUCCGGCCAAUGCACUGGUAGUCGACGCUUCAGGUCAAUCAGCCAACAGUUUUACCACUGUCAAUGCUGCUGUUGCAGCCCUAGCCAACACGACAGCAGAGCAAUACCUCUUCUUGAUGCCCGGAACAUACUCUGAGCAGGUGUAUGUUCCCAAGCUAGCAGGGUCACUUACCAUACAAGGGUACACUUGUGAUAGCCGUUCUUAUGCCGAGAACCAAGCGACCAUCACCGGUAACCUUUCUCGCACGACACCGGGCCUGACUAGCAACGAUCAAACUGCCACGCUUCGUCUUUGGACCUCGAACGUCAAGCUGUACAAUUUGAAUAUUGCCAAUACGUUCGGUCAAGCAAGCACCAAUGGACAAGCACUUGCUCUGAGUGCCCAAAAUACGAAUCAAGGAUUCUACGGCUGCCGCUUCGAAGGAUAUCAGGAUACCAUCUAUGCGAACGAAGGACGACAAGUGUAUGCAGAAUCGUUCAUCAAUGGUGCCGUCGACUUCAUCUUCGGACUCCGUGCCAGAGCUUGGUUCGAGCAGUGCGAUAUUGAAACAAUCGGACCUGGAUUCAUCACGGCCAAUGGUAGAGACGCGGAGAACAACACUUCAUUCUACGUCUUCAACCAAUGCCACGUCAAUGGAACCAGCGGAGUCGCAUCUACCGUUCUCGGAAGACCAUGGCGCCAAUUUUCCCGAGUCGUAUUCCAGAGGUCGUACUUAGGAGACGUUGUCAAGUCUGUCGGGUGGGAGCGUUGGGAUGCUGUACAAAGCCUGGCCAACCUCUACUACGGAGAGUACAAGAACAAAGGGCCGGGAGCUGUUGGUCCGAGGGCUAAUUUCAGCACGGAGCUGACAGCACCAAUAAAACUUGAAACAUUACUGGGAAAGCAGUACAAGAAGGAAUGGUGGGUCGAUUCUACUUAUCUCUAA
This is a messenger RNA of Aureobasidium pullulans EXF-150, 1020 nucleotides long. Its product is annotated as pectinesterase. The transcript has a single exon. Gene Ontology annotation, biological process: cell wall modification. NCBI's taxonomy places the organism in Eukaryota, Fungi, Ascomycota, Dothideomycetes, Dothideales, Saccotheciaceae. The record is from RefSeq and is a predicted model, not a curated record. Bases 1 to 1020 code for a protein of 339 amino acids. Gene Ontology annotation, molecular function: pectinesterase activity.